Messenger RNA from Mixia osmundae IAM 14324, 747 nucleotides. RefSeq lists its product as uncharacterized. The record is from RefSeq and is a predicted model, not a curated record. The transcript has 2 exons. Bases 1 to 747 code for a protein of 248 amino acids. Lineage: Eukaryota; Fungi; Basidiomycota; Mixiomycetes; Mixiales; Mixiaceae.
AUGGCUCGGCGAACCGGUCACUCCUCAAGAUGUGACUGCAAAAGAUCGGUCAAAAACCCGACAAGGGCAUGCUCUCACCGCCUGCCUGGCCUCACGGCCGAACCCCGUGGCUUAAUCGCCUACCGCCUGUGGCUGCGAAGCCAAAUUACAACGGCCGGAUCGCUGACUGCAAUUGCUACCGCGUGCAGACUUGUUCCUUCAUCUCACCUUCAUGACAAUUGCUCUGUCAAUGUAGAGCCAAUCGUGGCCUCUGAGCCAAUCGAGCCGAUGAGCCAAGCGGGCCAUCGAGCUAAUCUGUCGAUCGCAUAUCGACCUGUGCGCCUAUCGAGGCGACAAUACCCGCAACGCAGCGGAGAUGCAAAUCUCAUUCCAAGGAGGAGCGAGUCAUCCCCAGGAAGGGGAUGCGCGGCCUUUGAGCCAAUCGAGCCGAUGAGCCAUAUGGGCCAUCGAGCUAAUCUGUCGAUCGCAUAUCGACCUGUACGCCUAUCAAGGCGACAGUACCCGCAACGCAGCGGAGAUACAAAUCUCAUUCCAAGAAGGAGUGAGUCAUCCCCAGGAAGGGGAUGCGCGGCCUUUGAGCCAAUCGAGCCGAUGAGCCAAAUGGGCCAUCGAGCUAAUCUGUCGAUCGCAUAUCGACCUGUGCGCCCUCAAGGCGACAAUACCCGCAACGCAGCGGAGAGACAAAUUUCACUCCAAGGAGAAGUGAGUCAUCCCCAAGAAGGGGAUGCGCGCGUGGGAUGCCAUUGA